GGGCCUUUGCGUGGCGUGCGCUUCCCGCCGUGCGAGCGGAGGGUGACAGAAAGGCCGGGUUUCCCUCGGGAAAUCCUGUGCCUGCCGCGUUUUCUCCUUCCCGAACGGUGUCUCUGAGGUAGAGUCUUAUUGCUGAGCCUAAUGGGUGGGUUUUCUCCUUCCAGGGCAUUGCUGUUAAGAUUGCUGCCAUAAAGACAUGACCACACAGUACGGUAUUCUCUUCAAGCAAGAGCAAGCUCACGAUGAUGCCAUUUGGUCAGUUGCCUGGGGGAAAAAUAAAAAAGAUGGUUCUGAAACAGUGAUCUCUGGUUCUUUGGAUGAUCUAGUGAAGGUCUGGAAGUGGAAUGAUGAAAAAUUGGAUCUACAGUGGACUUUGGAGGGUCACCAGCUGGGCGUGGUAUCUGUGGAUAUCAGCCACACGGGCUCCAUUGCAGCAUCCAGCUCCCUAGAUGCCCAUAUUCGCCUUUGGGAUUUAGAAACUGGCAAACAAAUCAAGUCAAUAGAUGCUGGUCCUGUUGAUGCUUGGUCCCUGGCUUUUUCACCUGAUUCCCAGUACCUUGCAACAGGAAGUCAUGUGGGAAAAGUAAAUAUUUUUGGUGUUGAAACCGGAAAGAAAGAAUAUUCUCUGGACACCAGAGGAAAGUUCAUCCUUAGCAUUGCAUAUAGUCCAGAUGGAAAAUACUUAGCCAGUGGAGCGAUAGAUGGCAUUAUCAAUAUUUUUGAUAUCGCAACUGGAAAACUUCUGCAUACGCUAGAAGGUCAUGCAAUGCCUAUUCGUUCACUGACAUUUUCUCCAGAUUCUCAGUUACUUGUAACUGCUUCAGAUGACGGCUAUAUCAAAAUCUACGAUGUUUCAUCUGAUAAAAGUGUAAAAGUUUGGGAUGCUGGAACGAGAACCUGUGUUCACACUUUCUUGGACCACCAAGAUCAGGUUUGGGGAGUGAAGUACAAUGGAAGUGGGUCCAAAAUUGUAUCUGUUGGAGAUGAUCAAGAAAUUCAUAUUUAUGACUGUCCAGUUUAAGUGUCUUAACUCAGACCCUCUGGUUCACUCUUGUGGCAGUAUCUGGGAAUACUAUCAUCCUUCUACGUCAUUUUUUUAGUAUUAUAAAAGCAUUUUAGUAAUGCUGAUCUGCAAAAUCAGGUAUGUUUGUAUGUAAUUUUGAUUUUGUUUAACAUGAGAGAAAGCUUUACUUUUUUUUUUUAAAUAAAAGCUACAGAUGCAAGUAACUUGUGUCUCAUCUUUGGAAAAAUGUAUUUUUGGAAAUAUGUAGUCAUGGGUGAAGUAACUGCACAGUUAAUCUCCCCUGCCUUUAUACAUAAAUAGACUGGAGCUGAAAGCGUUGACCACAUCUCACAGCAGCUUAUUUUAGCAGAAGGAAAAGUGAGUGAGGCUGGGUGGUGUACGCAUGGGAAAGGAGAGCCUGCACUCAUCUGGAUGUUGUCCCCAUGUAUGCAGUAGGGUCAUGCAAGUUGAACACCUGUUCUGGUAAUUGUAUGGUGAUAUACAGCUCAUUCAUCAUGGUUUAACUUCACUGAAGAGUGCUAGUUGUUUCCAACCCUGACUUAAUACAAACUCUACUAGAAAACAAGGUAAAAGGAAAAAAGCUUUAAUGUGAUCAUUCUACUGUGGUAUCUUUUCAUGUUAUAAAACAGCAGCAGUAUACCCAACACAUGUGGUUUUGGUUUAUCCAUCUUAGUUAAGGCUCAAGUAAACAAUACCUAGGAGAAAGUAAAAACCCUUUCUAGGGAAGGGUGAAAUAUAGAGCUUGAGCUUCUGAAAGAUCAAAGUUUUAUUUGGAAAUAUUUGCCUUUAUGUAAGUGAGAAGUAUGUGGGGUACACUCUAUACACAUUAGAAGGAUAUCUUAUAACUCUAAGUUACACUUACAUGAAGCUAAGCAGCUGAAGGAAUGCUACUCUAUUACAACAAAAGAACACAGGGAAGAACACUAUUAUGCAAGGACUGGGGCAUGCACAAAAUGCUUUGGACAUACAAAAUGAGACAGGUACUAGUACUGCAGCUAACACAAAGAUGAAUAUGGAGAACA
Haliaeetus leucocephalus (bald eagle) is the source of this 2046-nucleotide messenger RNA. RefSeq names its product WD repeat domain 61 (gene SKIC8). NCBI's taxonomy places the organism in Eukaryota, Metazoa, Chordata, Aves, Accipitriformes, Accipitridae. The transcript has 9 exons. Gene Ontology annotation, cellular component: Cdc73/Paf1 complex. The record is from RefSeq and is a predicted model, not a curated record. The coding region runs from base 197 to 1021 and encodes 274 amino acids. Gene Ontology annotation, molecular function: protein binding.